UGUUGACAUCGGUCGCCGAUGCGGACGGAUGUGUGUCAGAGACCCUGUAUUGUGCGUGGCGCUUGAAUAGUUCAAACCGUGCUGUGCGUUGCAGUGCUGUCGCGUGCGUGUGUCUGUAUGUAAUUCGGUCAAUUUCGUCGUAGUCCGUGUGACACAUAUACACAUACAACAAACGGACUGCAUAUACGUGCAUAUGUGUGUAUGUGUGAGUGACUGCAACACUAAGCUGUGCAUGAAUGUUGCACGACUGCGGCAACUGUUGCAACAUUGGCAAUAUCGUCGCGCUUAUCUGUCGCUGUGUGCAUGUGCUCGGACACGUCCGCGCGUUUGAGGCGCACUCUGGCCGUCAAUAGAUUAAAUGUGGCAAGUUAUUUGGUGAAAUCGCAGCUUUUGAGGCACAUUCGUGUUUAUUGGCUUUGGGCGAGCGCAAAUGCGGUUAACGACAAAUCGUGUUGCAUUUUACCGUUGCUCAUAUUGUGGUUGCAUUUCGAAAUUCGCGCGGCGCGUUAAAUAAACGAAAAGAAACAACAAACACACAGUCAAAACAUAGCUGAAAGCAAACAAACAAUUCGAAAUAUUUUUAUUUUCACUUUGGAAGCGGCAACGCGCCACAGCGCGCUGUAGUGUUGUUGCGUAAAAUUGCGCAGCCAACCGGCAAAUAAACGGCUUUGCGGUUCGGAGCGGCAACCGGCAUACCUCGCGCCGCACAGUACUCACCCUGUCACAAGCGCGCCCUGCGCAGUACAUCGACAGCGCGUCAAAUUGCCGCUAAUGCUACAUGCAUUAAAUCGCGCGCGCGUGCGUGUGUGUGUGAGUGCGUACGUUAUUUUUGCAUUGCGGUGCGCGCUUUGAACUUCCGUUUCCGUUGCCAUUUCAACAGUCAAGUGCAACGGUGCUGGUGUUGAGUGCGCGCUGCUUGUUGCAAGUGUCAAAUUAUUCAGUGCGCCACCCUAAACACAAACCGCCACGCAACCCAUUUUACCGUUGCAAUUGUGCCGCGCGCACAUUUGGCUGGUUUUUCGUCGUCGCCAGCGCCGCGUGUGGCUUUGUUGUUUAGUGCCGCGUCGCGCCGCGCUGCGUUGCAUUGCUCGGCGUUGCGUUUUUUGCGGUCGUUCGCGCGGUCUCGACAAUUUAUUGUGAUUAUGUUGCACACACAAUAAUGUGGCGGCAUCAGUGGUUGCAUUGAAAAGUAUUUACAUACACAACUACAUAUUAAUACCAGUGUGUGUGUUUGUUCGUUGUGCUGUUGUGUGAAAGUGCAAAUACCGUUAUUCGUAAUUGCAGCGCAUUUUACUCUGACGCCUGUGCCGCGCCGCGCAUUUCAACUAAUACAGGAAAACGGGCGAAAAUCACGUGCGUCACACCGCAACGCAUUGUGUUUAUGAAUAUUUAUGAAGUCGCAAUUGGCGCCACAAAAAAGGACUUCAGCAUUUCAUUAGCGCCACACAGACAACAAAAACAACAAUAAUAAGAACAAGAUCCAGUAAAGAAGUAACAACAGCAGCAUAGAAGCGCCAAGGAGCAUAUAGAAGAAGAGAAGAGCAAGGAGGAAAGGGUGCGAAAUCUACUCGAGAAGUCCCUCAGCGCUUGUGAGCGGCGUUAUUGUUGUAGCGCGCAGUUUACUCGCUGCCCGAGGCAUACCAGCAGUGUAACAAUUCUUCGUCUAACGGUAUUCGCAGUUGCUGCUGUUAUUGUUGUUGUUGAAGUAGUGCUAGUGCAGCACGUGCCGGCGUCAUUCCGUGCUCAACACACCGUGAAAUGUGCAAUUCUUGGCUCCUCAUAAUUGCGAUUACACUGGAAUGCUUAUGGAACUCGCAGCUGUCCGAAACAUCGAAAUCAUGCCCAGCCGAGUGCAUCUGCUUAUCACAGACACAAGUGCUGUGUAACACUGGCGGUCUGGCGCAGAUUCCAUUGCGGCAAUUACCCUCGACCGUGGAGAAUCUCGCAUUAACGAAAAACAAUUUCCCAGUCAUAAAACCGGACUCAUUUGCCGGACUGCGCGCGCUGAAGAAGCUCUCGUUGGACGGCAAUAAUAUAACACGCAUCAAGCAGUUCGCCUUUCGCGGUUUGCCGCGUCUCAAGGAGCUCUCCAUACAGUAUACCCCUCUACAGACUGUCGCCCAAUUCGCCUUUGCCGGCCUGCAGAAUCUUUCGACCAUACUGCUGAGUCACAAUCAAAUUGCGACCAUCGAGGGUAACGCCUUCGCCGGCACAUCGAAUGUCAAAUUGAUUUUACUCUCAAACAAUCCGCUCAUACGCAUCGACACUUCGGCCUUCUCGAGCCUCACCAAUGUCGGUCAUCUGAUAUUGCCGUCCGGCAUACGCACCAUCGAGCCGGAUGCCUUUCUCGGCAUGGACACGGUGGGUUUGCUGAAGCUCGCGUACAUGGAUUUGAAGGAGCUGUCACCGUACACCUUCCGCGGUCUGACAAAUGUGCUGCUGCUGACGCUGCAAGAAUCUGAUUUGGGCAUUAUAUGCGCGGACGCUUUCACCGGUCUGUCGCAGGUGGACAAACUGCAGAUAUUGAAUAACAAAAUCGAUUUGAUUGAAGAGCUCAACUUCACCUACACGGCGGAUAUCAAGCUGCUCAAAUUCCACGGCAAUCAUGUGCUGGAGACGCCCGACCCCAACUCGAUAAUCAUCGACGGCGUCUCACAGCUGGAACUAGUAAAUAAUCACUUUCCCUGCGGCUGUCACAUACACACGCUGCUCGAUGGGCCGCUGGUCGAAGGCGCGCACAAUCUCAGCGAGUUCCUGCUGAAGAACUACUGCAUCUCGCCGCUGGAUGUGAACGGUCGCGCCAUGGCCGAGCUGGACAUCGAUUCGAUUGGUCGCUGUCAGGAUCAGCUGACGAAGGGCAACCUCGGCUCGUCCGCCGCGUCGAUGGCGCUGAGCGUGAAUGUGACCCUGCUCAUCGCGGCGGCGACAAUUGAGUUGCGCAUCUUACGCACCCUCUCGCAGCAACUGCUGUUGCUGUGGCAGUAUCGUGCGCGUGGCUCGCGCGGUCGGCGGCGCCGUUGGCACCUUGUCGGCAGAUAAAUCCACAGCCGUGGUGGGGAUGGCUACAUAUUUAGUGAUAUACAAACAUACAUUUAAGUACAUGUAAUUAUGGCAAAUUUUAUUAUGCGUCAAUUUGCGGCGAAUUGAUGGCGAAUUAUGUAAGUAAGUACUGAGAUUUAUUGUUUAAGUAGCGGCGCGCGGUGCGUCUAGCAUGAAAUAACUAAUUAAUUACUGCUAAGCUUAAGGAAAAUGCCACAACUAAUUAACAUAAAUUGCUCAUUUAGUUUAGGUAUUUGAUAUUAGUGAUGAAUAAGUAAUCUUUAAAAUGAUAAAAAAUGUAAAAAGGCUAGUUUACUGCGCAGAGU
Messenger RNA from Bactrocera dorsalis (oriental fruit fly), 3365 nucleotides. RefSeq names its product insulin-like growth factor-binding protein complex acid labile subunit. Gene Ontology annotation, molecular function: protein binding. The transcript is spliced from 3 exons. NCBI's taxonomy places the organism in Eukaryota, Metazoa, Arthropoda, Insecta, Diptera, Tephritidae. Bases 1759 to 3039 code for a protein of 426 amino acids. The record is from RefSeq and is a predicted model, not a curated record.